CAUGAAAAACACAAAGGUAAAUUGUCAACAAGUACUAUAAGCUACUUGACAAAAGAUUUAGAUUAUGCGAUAGCCCAAAACCAGAAUCAUGCAGAACAAUUGAGCCAGAAUAUUUAUUCUAUCAUUCCCCAUUCUUUUGGUGAUCAUUCUAACUGUGACUUAUCGUGGUGUAACUACCAUAAAGAUCCAGAAAAUUACAAACACAAAAGUCUUCCGUAUGGCAAAGAUUUAAACGGAGAGGAAAUGUUUGCUGAUUUGUCAAAAUUGUUUGAUUCUUACGCAAAGAACUCACAUAAAUUAGCUAACUGUGGCAGCUCACAAGGAAACGAAUCCUUAAAUCAAAUUAUCGCGUUAAAGGCACCAAAAGCUAAGCAUUUUGGGAGUAGUCAAUCCCUUCCUUUCCGAGUAUGCGUGGGUGUUAUUCAGAAAAACGAAGGUCGUUCUUAUAUACCACAAGUAUACGAAGCUCAUAAUUUGUCACCGGGAAAAUUUACAGUAAUACAUACGGCAAAAAUAGACAAAAAGCGCAAGCAUGACAAAGUAAAUGCAAGUACCCGGGAGGCAAAGAGAAAAAGACUAGUCAAAAAAGGAAAAUUCAACAUAAAUCUAAAGGCCAAAGAAAUACGAGAAGGCAUCACAUAUGCAACCUCUAUAUCUGCACCAGGAAAUUCGAUAGAGAAGGCUGAUGAUAUUUCACCCAUUCCUGAUCCUGAACCAGAAGUGACAGAAGAUCCCGUGUCUUUGAAAGACGAAACAUUUGUUUACUUUGACCUUGAAACUACAGGAUUCGGUACUGAUUGUGAUAUCAUUCAAUUAGCUGCAGCAUAUGCCAACCAAAAUUAUAAUCGGUAUAUGGUACCUAGUCAGCGUAUCUCGCCAUCUGCCUCUAAAGUAACCGGGUUUUCAAAAAGUGGUUUAAUUUUGUACAAAAACGGGGAAAUUAUGCAGACAGAUGAAGAAACUGAAAUUUUUAAGCAGUUUAUUUCUUGGCUUCCAAAAAAAUGCAUUUUGAUUGGUCACAAUUCAAAAAUUUUUGAUUCCAGGAUUCUAACUAAGGCUUUACAAAAUAAUAAUGUCAUGACAGAUUUUGAAUUAAAAUGCGUUGGAUUUAUUGACACCUUAUCAUUGACGAAAGACCUACUACCAGACAGAAAGACAAGUAAGCAGUCAUACAACCAGGAAUCACUCGUGAAAGAUAUUGUUGGAAUUAGUUAUGAUGCACACAAUGCCAUUGGUGAUGUGCAAUCCCUGCAACAGCUGAUCAACACGUUAAAAGUUUCUCCAAGAAUGCUUGAAAAACACAGCUUCUCUGUUCGCUACACAGUAAACAUGAUCAGUAAGCUGCAGCUAACUAAAUCUAGACUGGAGUCAUUUAACAACAUACCAUCUACUUUUUGUUCAAAGACAAUGCUGAACAAAAUUGCCAAAUCCGGUUUACGGUUAAACCAUCUCAUCCUUGCAGGAAAUAGAGGAGGUGUUGAUGGUAUACGCGAAUUGCUUACAGAACAGAUCGACGGGAAGCCCCGAGUUACCAAAGACAAGAAGAUACUGGACUCGAUUUCAGAACAUAUUAUGUCAUUGCAAAACUAGAAAAAAAACAUUGUCUGAACGUUUAUACAUUAAUUUUUUUAUUUUAUAUUACACGUUUAGUUUCUUGAUAAAACACAUUACGAUUUUAUAAUAUUGACAUCAAUUCACGAUCAUUGAACAAAACAAAAAGUAGGAUAAAAGGAUAAUGAAGAUUUGCAUCAAACAUUGAUAUAUUGUGUAGGUUUUAUCUAUAAAUUACGUGUAUCCCCUUUGCUUUUAUAAUAUUAAACACAGUCACCAUCUAAUUUCAGGAUGGAAUAAUAAAUCAGUACUAUUGGACUCGAAGUAUUUGUCUAUUUUUUGUGUUGUACGUCGUACGACGAUUCAUCGGCACAUUGAUGACUCGAUUAGGUAAAAAAAUGUGUUUUUUCAGUACAGUUUGUCUUUUGACUUUUUCUACAGUUUUUCUGCGGCAUUGUCAAUUUGUUUUCAUCUUUGGUACAUUUCGUUUUCCUUACUGAUUGAGCAGCAGCAAAUAUUUCAUGUAUUUUCGGGUCGAAAAUGUAUUCAAUGAAUGUAUAUCGUCAUUCUGUGGAUUUCAAUGAUAGUUUCCGUUUACUUGGUUUAAACUUUUACAGAUUCUAAACUACCAGUCCAUUGUUUAAAGAUUUCCUUUUAUCAUUAAAUCAGUGCCUUAAUUGUUGUUCAUUGACGUAAACCCCACACUGAUAGAAAAAUUAAGUUAUACAUGACUAGGGUCUCAUCUAAUCCGUAAACAAAUGAAUAUCCAUAAUAACUAGUGAUACUUUUUCAGACAGGAUAAUUAUUUCAUAAGCGCUAUAGCGCAUAAUUAGUUUAAAAACACAUUAUAAACAAAGAGACGCUUUGAGGUAGCGGUCGUUGUCUUCAUUUGACAAGAUUUUUAUGUUGGUGACUAUUCUGCUGAUGGAGACUUGACGUUGCGUAAUCCUCUUCGGCGACGUCAUGCAAUUUCUAUCUUUUACCGUCAGCAAUACCCUUUCAACGGCUGAUAUAUAAAAAAGGAGUCCGGUAACCAUAGGAAAAUUAUAUAUCAAUAGAAAGGAAAAUUCUAUCAUAAAAACAUUUAAUUUUUAUAGAAAAAUCGUGGGAAUGGUUUUAACUGCAGAUUGAAAUAAGCUGGAAAUUUCUUACUUUUUGCGUAAAUUUGACGUUAUGUCUAUGUACUUCAUGGUGUUUUUCUAACAAUUUCAAAUGACUGUAACUUUGAAAGUAGAUCGGUU
Molecule: messenger RNA, 2792 nt
Organism: Mytilus trossulus (common blue mussel)
Lineage: Eukaryota; Metazoa; Mollusca; Bivalvia; Mytilida; Mytilidae
Exons: 2
Coding region: 244-1590 (448 amino acids)
Biological process (GO): DNA catabolic process
Cellular component (GO): cytoplasm
Molecular function (GO): nucleic acid binding; 3'-5'-DNA exonuclease activity
Source: RefSeq, a predicted model, not a curated record